CUCUCUCUAUAUAUAUAUAUAUAUCUCUCUCUCUGCCUAUAUUUUAGUGCUUCCUCUCUCCCCCUCCCUCUCAGUUUCUCCCUCCUCCCCUCCUCCCUCCUCCCUUUUUCUCUCUUAAACCCACACCCUGGUGCAGACCUAGACGUGCAGAAACCGGAAGACACUCACAGCCUUGUCUACCUCCAUCUCUUUCCAACCUUGCCCUGGAGGAUUAAAGCACACUGCUGUGUGGAACAAAGCAACUAUGUCUGACAAACCUGACCUGACAGAGAUCACCUGCUUCGACAAGACCAAACUGAAGAAGACUGAGACGAUAGAAAAGAACCCCCUGCCAACCAAAGAGACCAUUGAACAGGAAAGGAAAGGGGACGCAACGCCUUGAUGUGACUUGGUGAAGAGGCCGUGAGGAGGAAAACAGGAGAGGAGGCAGAGAUGCCACCAACAAAAGCACUUUGUUUGUCUCAGUAUUCUACUUGAAGUGACUUUGUAUUGUAUAACAGGGUGCUGUAGGGCCCUGGGAGAUGCAGUAGUGGAGGAGGGUACAUGGGAUGCAUCCCUAAUGUAACCCUAUUCCUUAUAUAGUGCAAUAAUAUUGACCUGGUCCACUAUAUAGAGAAUAUGGUGUCAUUUGGGACACAGAUUGAUAUCUUCACAGGGGUCUAUCUAUCAUCAGGGGAAUAUAGUUAUAGCCUGGCUGCCAGUAUUGGGCCAGAAACAACACCUAGCCCUUACCCCCUGGCCUCUACCCCUUUACUCCCUAGCCUCUACACCUUUACUCCCUAGCCUCUACCCCUUUACUCCCUAGCCUCUACCCCUUUACUCCCUAGCCUCUACCCCUUUACUCCCUAGCCUCUACCCCUUUACUCCCUAGCCUCUACCUAGCCUCUAACCCUUUACUCCCAAGCCUCUACCCCUUUACUCCCUAGCCUCUACCCCUUUACUCCCUAGCCUCUACCCCUUUACUCCCUAGCCUCUAACCCUUUACUCCCUAGCCUCUAACCCUUUACUCCCUAGCCUCUAACCCUUUACUCCCUAGCCUCUAACCCUUUAUUCCCUAGCCUCUACCCCUUUACCCCCUAGCCUCUGCCCCUUUACUCCCUAGCCUCUACCCCUUUACCCCCUAGCCUCUACCACUUUACCCCCUAGCCUCUGCCCCUUUACUCCCUAUCCUCUACCCCUUUACCCCCUAGCCUCUGCCCCUUUACUCCCUAGCCUCUACCCCUUUACCCCCUAGCCUCGACCCCUUUACUCCCUAGACUCUACCCCCAAGCCUCUACCCCCUAGCCUUUACCCACUUACUCCCUAGCCUCUACCCCCUAGCCCAUACUCCCUAGCCCUUACCCCCUAGUCUUUACCCCCUAGGCUCUACCCCCUAGCCCUUACCCCCUAGCCUUCACCAAAUCAAGUCAGGCAUCCAGGCUAAGAGAGGUCGGGGAGAGGAAGGUGUGGGGAUUAUGGAGGUGUUUUCAUAAUUCACUUUUUACUUUUCUUUAUGAAAUAAAGACAAAAGGGUGUAAUACAAAACAA
Messenger RNA from Oncorhynchus keta (chum salmon), 1527 nucleotides. RefSeq names its product thymosin beta 2 (gene tmsb2). The transcript has 3 exons. Gene Ontology annotation, cellular component: cytoplasm. Gene Ontology annotation, molecular function: actin monomer binding. The coding region runs from base 245 to 382 and encodes 45 amino acids. Gene Ontology annotation, biological process: actin filament organization; regulation of cell migration. The record is from RefSeq and is a predicted model, not a curated record. NCBI's taxonomy places the organism in Eukaryota, Metazoa, Chordata, Actinopteri, Salmoniformes, Salmonidae.